AUGCAUCAGUGUGAGCACCGUUACUUGCAAGAGUUCAUCGAAAGCCAGGUGUCGUUCCAGUACCGAAUGCAGGAAAUCGAAAAUGGGGUCGUGUAUGUGAAUAAAAUCGAGGAUACGCUGAAGACACUUGCCAAUCUUUUGAGUGUUGACUUACACGUGUAUCGUCGAAUCGAUGAUGAGCCAGAUGUCUACAGGGGUUCUGAGGGAGAGUCUCCUGAAAAGGUGUUGUUGUGCGAAACGUCUGGCGGUCAUUUUGAUUUGGUCAUCACCAAGGAAGAUCACGAUAGCCUAGCGUUGGCCCAAUCACUUGUCUACGAUGCGCUUUGCUCCGGUGUAGUCGGAUUUUCACGAGAUGCUAUCAAUGAAUCUAUUGAAAAACUUCGUAAGCGUAUAGAUGCUAUUCGGCUUGGCGAUAAAACACCCACCUCCGAUAAUAUGGAAGUACAGUAUGGAGAAAUUUCUGUUAGUGAUGAGAACAAAGCGCCGUCUGAUUCUGCUUGCGGAUCGUCGAUUCCGCUCUCAUCGGUGAGGGCUCUCGAUCCUACUAUUUACCGUAAUCUGGCUCUAGAGCUAUACGACGAGAAUAACGUCCAAGGUGGCGAUAGCGAUGCUUUUCAACCUGGCUCUCAUUGCAUUUUGAUGGAUGGUGAUUCAUUCGAUCUGGCUUGUGUGCAAUCCGCUCCGGACAAGGACUCGAGGGUGAUCUUGGUCAACGGCACCGAGAAACAAGUGGAUGUGUCGAAAUUGUUGCCUUUGCCAAUGAACGAGGGCCUUCCAUGUUGCUCUACAUCGAUUGACACCGACCACACAGAUAUCUGA
This is a messenger RNA of Ostertagia ostertagi, 819 nucleotides long. Lineage: Eukaryota; Metazoa; Nematoda; Chromadorea; Rhabditida; Trichostrongylidae. The record is from the annotation of a GenBank genome assembly.